Molecule: messenger RNA, 468 nt
Organism: Gongylonema pulchrum
Lineage: Eukaryota; Metazoa; Nematoda; Chromadorea; Rhabditida; Gongylonematidae
Source: the annotation of a GenBank genome assembly
AUGAUUGGGAACACCAUGAAUUUUAAGCAGACUGCUUGGAAAUUUGGAGUCAUCAAAUAUCAGAGCGUACAUUUUCUCUGUGUAGUUAAAACACCUUAUAAACGCUCCGAACGCGAUAGCAUUGCGAACUACCGCGGACACAAAUUUGAGCAGUACAUGACGUCCGGGAUCAAUGAAACGUAUUUACCACCAGUGUCAGAUGUGAAGCAGUUUUUUGUGAUGAUAAAGCGAAAGCUCGGCAGUAUUCGACUACUCUUCAGAAGUGAGAUCGAUUGCAUCGAUUAUGCAGGACUGCGUUGGAACAAGGAUCUAGAUGUUGUGGCUCACAUGACAAGGAUCUGUUUGAUUUUGGUUGUUUCGGGCAUUUCACUUAUUGUGCUUUUUUGCAUCAUUAUGCAAAUGCAACCUUCGGCCUGGAAAGCACCAGCCUUGUCGGUGCGGUCAUGCGUUCUUGCGCUAGACUUGUAA